Messenger RNA from Hippoglossus stenolepis (Pacific halibut), 5545 nucleotides. It is a transcript of the gene phactr2, whose product is annotated as phosphatase and actin regulator 2. Gene Ontology annotation, biological process: actin cytoskeleton organization. Lineage: Eukaryota; Metazoa; Chordata; Actinopteri; Pleuronectiformes; Pleuronectidae. The coding region runs from base 476 to 2350 and encodes 624 amino acids. The record is from RefSeq and is a predicted model, not a curated record. Gene Ontology annotation, molecular function: actin binding. The transcript has 13 exons.
GGGGGGAGUUUUCUGAACUUUUUGUUUCAGCACACCCAGAAAGACUUUCAGGACAAUGUCCGGAGUUCAGCACUCGCCUGAAAGCCGCUUGUGAGCGUGUUUUCUCAGGUUUAAACCAUCCCGCUCCGGCAGAACCUCGCUGUCCGUCAAGCUUUUCAAUCUCUCCCUGGGUAAAACUGUUGGAAGUGUCGGAGCUCCUCACCCUUUGACCCCGGCAGCGCCUCUAAUCUGCGCGGAGGAAUGAGAGGCAUUCUUCAGCUGCUGCAGCAGGAGGUGGAGGAGCUGCUGGUGGGAGGGGAACUUACGACGUAGUAGCGACCCAGUCAGUCACUGAAGUUUCCAGCGACUCGGCCAUCACGGUCUGGAGCCGUCCUCCCUGAGAUGAGCGCACUCGGCGGAGGGGAUUUACGCGGGGAAACAAGGCGGUGAUCGCGGGGGUUUAGUGGAGCGCGGUCCGGCUCCGGAUCAUCCGAAUAUGGGUCAGACGGCCGUGUCGGCUGUGUCCCAGCCCGCGAGCGUUGAUGGGUUGGAGAAAUCAUCAUCGUUGGCCAGCUGCGACGUGGUGGUGGACAGCGCCGCCAAUACCCAGAAUGCCCCUGCAACGCGGCAGCAGCGAGGCAAGCUGUCGUCACUAGGGAAACUGUUCAAGCCCUGGAAGUGGAGGAAGAAGAAGACCAGUGACAAGUUCCAGGAUCUUUCCAAAGUUCUAGAGAGAAAAAUCUCCACCAGGCAAACGAGGGAGGAGCUGAUCAAGAAAGGAGUUCUCAUCUCUGACCAAGAAGAAGCGAACAACAGUCAAAAUCUCAACGGCCACGCCACCUCCAGCGUGACGUCAGAGGAGGUCAAAGUGGACAUCGAGUCACCAGAAUCGCUGCAGGAGGGAAAGGCCUCCGGGCCCGGCUGCACCGCGGAGAAAACAGAGAGGCGAGAUACUAAACCUCUCACCCGGGCAAACCCGGUGCGACCUCACGACCUCCAAGCUAAAAAAACGCACGGUGCCACCCUGCCUGCCUCUUCCAAACCUGCAGGCGGCACUGCAGCCACAAGCCGUCACAGGGAGGUCGCCUCUGGGACUAAAAAGACAACUAAAACCACAGCCAAGACUGGCUCCACCACUCAGACUAAAGCUAACCUGAGGGGCACUAGCAACAACACUGGUCGUGUGAUUGCUAAAUCCUCCCAUCCAAAGAAGACAGGAGGCACUGCAAAAGCCACCGCCGCCUCCACCUCCACCCCUCGCUCUCGUGCAUCUAAGGACGCGGGUGCUGCAGCACAGGCCGAGGGAAAAGAUGCAAAGAACAAGCAGAAAUCAUGCACUCCUGUACCUCAAAAGGCCACCGUAGAGACUCCUAGUCCGCCUGGGGGGUCAAGGUCCUCGCCCCCUUCCUCAGACACGAAGCCCGUCUCAUCCAAAGCCUCAGGCAGUGAGACGGAGGGAGCUGCCUCUCAGUCUGCUCCCAGUGCAUCUGCUGGGGGCGAGGAGAAUCACAAAGGUCUGGCUCCUGAAUCUGCAGUCCAGCCUCCUCAUGUCAACACUGAUACAGAGGACACUUCCUUCACAGAGGUAGAGACGGAGACCUGCUCUCAGGGGGAGAAACGGGAGAGAACAGGAGGAGAGGAAGAAAAGAAGAAAGGAGAAACCGAUUCUGCUGUGGAGAACAGUCCCAGGUCAGCUGAGGGCCGAGCUGAGAGGCCCCAGGGCCUGAGUGUGAAAACAGACCAGGCCGAAGUGACGGUGAUCCCUGAUAGGCCGAGAGACAGCCAAGCUAGUGACUCCGACUCUGACGGUCCAAUCCUGUACCGGGAUGAGGAGGAAGAAGACGAGGAUGACGAGUACACAAAUAGUUCUCUGGCCAGUAAGAUCCGCCGGCGAGACACGCUGAACAUCAAGCUCAGGAACCGACCCAGCAUGAGAGAGCUGGAGGACAAGAACAUUCUGCCCCGGAGCUCUGAGACAGAGAGACACGAGCUCCGCCAGCAGAUAGGCAGCAAACUAGUCAGACGCCUGAGCCAAAGACCCAGCACAGAGGAGCUGGAGCAGAGAAACAUCCUCAAGCAAAAGAAUGAUGUGGAGGCGCAAGAAGCCAGGCAAGAGAUUAAAAGGAGGCUCUCCAGAAAGUUGAGUGUGAGACCCACAGUGGCCGAGCUCGUCGCCCGAAGGAUCCUUUGCUUUAAUGAGUAUGUGGAGGUAACAGACGCCAAGGAUUACGACCGGCGGGCGGACAAACCCUGGACACGGCUCACUCCUGCUGACAAGGCUGCCAUUCGGAAGGGGCUGAAUGAGUUUAAGAGCCGGGAGAUGGAGGUUCAUGAAGACAGCAAACAGUUCACCAGAUUCCAUCGGCCCUAGAGUCGCUCGCUGUCAGCCGGACGUCAGCACCAUGACCUCUCGGCGGGGGGGGGGCCACAGCUCCCAGCAGCCUCGCGGCCCUGCGGACCCUCAGCGCACAGCUCAGUCCACUUUACUUGCCCCUGAUGUAUUUAUAUCCACAGUGACAGCUACAGGUGUGUCUUAAGGCCCCGGCCAUCCACAGGCUCUGGUGAAACACAUAACACAAAUCUAUAGCUGCAGAACCAUUUAUUUAUUGUAUUUGACCAGAGCCUCCUUUUUUUUUUAUUCACUUCCGGCCUUUCAAGGUUCCCCAGAGGUAAAAAUGGGUGAAACUGCCCUCGUAACAAUGAAUGUGGCUCAAGUGUACUUUCGAGUUUUCGUACAUGCUGUGGUUUGCCUUGUCAUUAACUGCCAAACGGCCAUAUAUGGACAUCCUCCUGGAGCAGGAGGUGCGAGUGAUUGGACGUAGUGUGCUGUUGUCACGGAUCAGAUGGGGCGGUGGGGGAGAGAGGAGGCUGGCUCUGCUCCCAUGUGCCCCUCACAGCUCAGUCUGAAAUACUGCAGUUCAUUUGGUUUUCAGACACAUUCAAAGUGUAACAUUGCCACUAGGGGGCAUUAUAUCAUAAGGGUUGUGGCCUGUGAGGAUGUGCAGCCGUUUGUGUAGAUGAAGAAUAAACUGCGAAUGUUAUAUUUAUAACCGCUGAGGGAGCUGUGGGUUCCUGAGGCUCUCACAGCGUAGUGCAAUGGAAAUCACUCGGUAGUAGAGCCGCUGCUAGUCACCCGGCAGCCGGCCCUCUUCCUGAUGGUCGUGUACCAUCAUUCAUCCUGCGUUGAGUCAUCAAGCUUGUAGGGGAUGUACUUUUCGUGCUUUGACUCCGGUAUCUCAUGUUUAAGGCCUACUCCGAGUGAUUUGGUGCCAAAGAGAAAGACGGGUUUUGGUUGCACAUCGGUCUCCUACUGGGUCGAACUUGUCGUGUGGACUUCAUAUGAAGGUUUUGUGAAUAUCGAGCAGGCAGGGAGGGUUUCCGCGCUGAAUGUAAAAUGUGACAAGGGUUCGUUAAUGAUGAUUUGUAUUUGGCUGAGAACCCAAACCUAUAACUUAAGCUGUCAGAAAUAUUGAAGGACUCAUAAAAGAAGAAGAAAAAGAAAAAACAACAAAUGUUGCUUAGUCAUUCCCGUCAUCUGAAAUUCAACAAACACACUCGUCAUCUUUCGUUCCCGUGCGUGUUUUGGCUAGAAAGGAGAUGUUUGAUGAGUGAUCCACAGACGGAGCUCGCUGACGUCCGAGGACUCGCGUUCAAACAAAAGUCCUCCAGCCUCCGCGCCGCUCGUCAUUCCAACAACUGAAGAGGAGUGAGUUGUUCUCUCGGAGGCUGCAACAUGAAAUGAUGCACGGUGAUGGAAAAAGAUACCAACAGUAUUCAUUCAUGUCAAUAUCUAUGUUCUUGUAUAUUGAUUAUUUUGUACAGAAUGUAUAUGGAGCAUGUGCAUACAUUUAAAUCAACUUUACUACCAAUAUGAUACAAUGCAACGUGGAUGUGAAUGUUUUAAGCUCUGAUUUUAGUCGUCUUAUUUUAGUUUUUAUCGUCUCGUGCAGCUCAAACACAGCUGCUGUUUCUAGUCUGUCUUUAUCAAACUUACUGGUUUCCCAAGCAAACUAUGGAUGAGACAUUCUGCAGGUAAAUAAAUCCCAUUACUUCAUCCUCUGUUCAGCAGGUGCAUUCCAGCUUCUUCAUGCAUAGUGACUCAGUAUUUCCUCAGAUCGUACGUUACCCUGUACAAACUCGAAAAAAGAAACAAACAGUAUACAGACUGUAAAUAAAGACGGAAGACGCGUCUCCACUUCCUCCCACUAUCCAGACAUAAAAAUAUCCCGGAUAUGAGCGCUGACAUUUUGCGUAUUUGGAGCCAGAGUCUGUGCGGGUUAUUGAUUGGAGGUCCCGCCAAUACACACACUCGACCAAUCAUGAGUCAGUCUCAGCUGUCAAUCAUCAUGUUUGUUCAUCAGUGUGGUAAGAACAUGCUAGAGACCGUCUUUGAGAAAAAACAUUAUUUGAGGUGUACUUUGACUUUUUGGUUUGUUCCAUGUCCCAUCCACUUACAAGGAGGAGGCGGGGUUUAUGUCCUGUGCUGCAGCCAGACUUCACUCCACUUCUCUAUUUACAGUCUAUGAUUCGAACUUGAUCAAGUUUCAUCAUUGGUUGAGGUGUCGAAAAUAAUCCAGGUGCGUUAAAGUUAAAUGAGACGAAGCAGAUGUGGUAUCACUUUAUUUUAACCCAGUGCGCUUUAUUUAAUGAGUUAAUGGUUAUGUAGUUGUAAACAGAUAUAAAGUAUUUAUCCGUGUAUUUUUAAACUCCUUAUAUGAAGCAUAGACACAUUUAUGAACAGUUUUCAACAAUUACCUCCAUCUGAUACAAUGUUAUUAACCAUUUAUAGCAUCGUUCAUAAGAGAAAUUAUAACUGUUUCAAAAUAUAUCAAUGAACUUUCUAUUAUUUGUUUACAACUAGAUUAUACUGUGUUACAAACGUUUACUGCUUAUAAAAGUUAAAUUGAGGCAUUAAAAUAAAGUGGUAUCUAAUAAGAAGCUUUAGACAUAUAUUUUGUAUCUAAGUCCAGGCAACAGAUUUGUGCUUUCUCUUUUAAAACAUAUGUGACUUUAUAAUUACAUAGAGGGGAGAGCUUUUCUGGAUUAUUACCGCAUCAAUAAGUUUGUCUUUCUUCGGCAACAGUGAUGCCUUAAACGUGAAAUUAAGUACGGCUACUGCUACUUUGCAAUUACGGAGACUUCCACCCUUUGAUGCAAAUGUUUACACGUGUGAACGCCUGCUGCCGUGAAGCGUCCCUCAACACUUCCUUCAAAUCAAAACCCACAUUUCAGACAGGAGCCAUCACCAGAUCUCUGCUGCUGCUGCUGCUGCUGCUGAUCGAAAGUCUUUUAUAAUCUUUUCUCGAUCCUGUAAAACUCACAGUGAGGUAACAUGACUCGCCCCGGGAAUCGAUUUCUCUUCUUCCAACUCCAAAGGCAGAAAGAGGCUGAAAGCAGCAAAGACCCAGGAGUGGAUGUGUCACACGGACUCUAAACACCUUUACUGUAUGUUUGACAGUAAAAAUAUUCAUCUUUGAACUCAUAUGAUGUCGUAUAGCCCAGAACUCCGUACUGUUACGUGCAAACUGUAUAUUGUUUUUGUAUAUAAAGAAUCAUGGAAAAAGCA